Leucoraja erinaceus (little skate) is the source of this 2667-nucleotide messenger RNA. RefSeq lists its product as uncharacterized. The transcript has 4 exons. The coding region runs from base 253 to 564 and encodes 103 amino acids. The record is from RefSeq and is a predicted model, not a curated record. Lineage: Eukaryota; Metazoa; Chordata; Chondrichthyes; Rajiformes; Rajidae.
ACGCACGCGCGCGUGUCCCCCUCCCCCCAGUGGGGUUUGGGGUUGAGUGGGGACAGCGGGCAUUGCUGGUGGAGCUGCUGCUUGGUCAAGAGGUAGAGAGUGCCUGUCCAGCUGAGUUACUCCAACAUUUUGCUGUCUAUCUCCCGUGUAAACCAGCGCCUGCACUUCCUUCCUACACAUUUUCGCCCCCUUGUUGCUUCAUCUGUUCCGCUUUCUCCUCCACCACCAACACUACUACCCGUGUCCGUCUCCAUGGAUUACUUGGUCACUCUCCAUAAGCGGCGUCUCGACGAGCAACCGGACAGCUGGGGGCAACCGGACAAGAAGCGGCCAUGCCAAAGACUGGAUGGCUGUUUUGAGAAUGAGAAUGACAUCUACACCCAACUAAAUGGGAGCUCCCUAGAACUGCAGAAGCAUGGUCAACCUGCUGGAACAAAUUGCAGUAUUUUUGCACAGCCUAGUAUAGACCAGUUAUCUUUUAUGAUACAACGAGACACAUUAAAGCCAUGCCCACGAUGUUUGGCAGGUGAAUCUGGUCAUAUUAAUCAUAUGAUAACUGGCUAAAGAAAAUAAAUGAGAGGAGUUUUUCAAACUAUUCUUCAGUCAAACAGAAGAUCAUCCAUACUGCCAUUAGAAGGAUCCUACACAAGAUGUCAUUCAACAAGAGAUGACAAAGUUACUUAAGUGAUAUUUUGUUACUAAUUUCAAGCCUCGUCAAGAUUCACCCAGUGGAAAAUUGCUGAUGUUAUUGUUCAAACUCUUGAUUAAUUAAUAUUGUACUCAAUAUUACUAGCAUGGACACAAUAGACCAAUUUGCCUCUCCCUGCUCCAUGAUCCCACGAACAUGGAAAAUAAUUUAUUUUCCAAUUAGAGGAAGUAGUGGCUAGCAGGGAAUUUUUCACCAAUCGAUGCCUAAAAUAACUUUGUAUUCUAAUUAAAUAAUGAACAUUUUGAGCAUUUUCUAUCACUAUAUGGAAUUGACGACACUGUUAAUGUAUAUGUUUUUUUAAUUGAUUUAGGAUGUUUGUAGCAGAUUGUUGCUUGAAGUUCUGAAAGAAUAAGAAAUGUUUUGAGCACUUUAUUCCAAGACAGUAAAUUGGUUGGAUUUUUGUCCAUAUUUUUCAAAUUGUAUAUGAUGGUUAAUGAUUUGCGGUAGUUCAUUUGCAAAUUAUGUAUUUACUUUUUUUUCUCCAUUUAUUUUAAUUCCUCUUGUUAUGCUGGCUAAUGGUUUAUCUAAUUGAGUAUUAGUAACUCUGCAAGUGCCAUUCUUUAUGAACUAAGCAGGUAAGCUUCAGGUAGUAGAUCACACGUUAUAGUAAACCUGAACAUAUCCACAGUUGGGCACGUUGCAGGAUAUUACUCAACCACAAAUGUGCUUUCCUGUCAAUUGAUGGUUGACAUGUUAACAUCAUGAGAAUUAUUAAUGUGAACCUUUGCAAAAGAAUCAUUAUUGUCCUCAAAGUCUGCAAUUGCAUUGACUUGACCCCUUUUUUUAAAAAACAUUGAAGAUCCAACAACAUCAUCAACAGGUCUUUGUUCCUGAUCAAUCAACUGCAGCGGCUUGUUACAUCAAAAGAUCGGCGAUGCGAUUUUGCAAUCUUCACUGUCGGAUAUCAACCUGAUAUACUCACCAGUGACUCAUUUGCCAUGCUUCAUCCCCAACACGGUCUAGCUAUUGUUGGUCUUGUCAUGGCCAACAUUAUAUGUGCUUCAGCUAUGUACCGAGGGGAUGACCUCUGAGAGAACACUUUAUUAUGUGGGGCAUCUCUCUAGGGAAAAUUGUAGAGUAAACCCCUUUGUUCUCUUCCAUGCCUGUCGUUGUUGGACCAGAGAGGAUGAAUAAACCAAUUUCAUGACUCUAGAGUUGCUGUGGCACACUACUGGACUUUUGGCCAAUUUGUUGAGUUCACAUUUAUAAACGGGGUGGUGUGAUGCCAGCUGGGAGGAGGAAAGUGUUCAUCCUUUCCCAGAGAAGGAAUUAACAUGAAUUGAAUUUUUAUUUUUAAACAAAAUAAUUUAUUCGUUGGUACAACGGUAGAGUUGCUGUCUUUCAGCACCAGAGACCAGGGUUCGAUUCUGACAACGGGGGCUGUGUGUACAGAGUUUGUAUGUUCUCCCUGUGACCACAUGGGUUUUUUCCCCACACUCCAAAAACAUACAGGUUUGUAAGUUUUUGUAAAAUUGUAAAUUGUCCUGGGAGUGUAGGAUAGUGCUAGUGUACGGGGAUUGCUGGUUGGCAUGGACUUGGUGGGCUGUAGGGUCUGUUUCCGUGCUAUAUAUCUAAUCUAUUUAACUGAAGGGUGGUGCUUAAAAAAUCGCCUACUACAUUUGACUUUUUUUAAACAAAGUCAGUAGGAAAUUGUACCUCAGUAUUCUUAAAAACAUUGAACAAUUUCCUUCACUUCUGUUCAAAUGAAUUCAAUUUGAAAACAUUAAUUGUUCAUUUCUAAACCUCAAUCCAAACACAUUUUCAAGAAUUGAGGGUACGAUAUAUCCAAGUACCUAAAAAAAAAUUGCAAUGAGAAGAUUUUAUUUUUACUGGGAAUUAAGCCACUGUAAUUCGAUACUUUUUUUUUUAAUCCACAUUUAAUGGAUAUUCAAUUGAUUUUGAGACUCUUUCGAGGUGUAAUUGAAAUGUAAGCUGAAAUAAAAUGGUAUUAUACAAGA